This is a messenger RNA of Prorocentrum cordatum, 2853 nucleotides long. The record is from the annotation of a GenBank genome assembly. NCBI's taxonomy places the organism in Eukaryota, Dinophyceae, Prorocentrales, Prorocentraceae.
AUGGGAGAUUUCGGUUGGAGCAUUCCCCCCAAAGCUCCAGCCGCCGAGGGCGCCUGGGCCAGCGAUUUGCGGGUCUCGCCGUGUGCGCUGGCGAUCUCGACCACUGCCAACGCCUGCCUCUCGCAGACCGACGUCUGGGGGGCGCCCGUCCCGCUCGGCGCCGCGGUCUUCGCGGUGGGCGUGAGCUUCUUGCUGGGGAUCCUGGCUCUCCAUGCGGUGCAGGCGACCAUCUGCACGUGCCUGGUGUCCGUGCGCGUGAUCCUGUGGGGGUUCACCAAUUCGGAGGUGAGGGCGCUCAAGCUCAAGCCGGGGGACGGGAUGUUCUUCGACUACGGCGAGGCGGGGGAACAUUGGCAUGAGAGGCUGAUUCUUGCGGCCCUGGGAGGGGUUCGGUACAUACUAUUGACGCCCGACGAGGGUAUGUACGAGGAGGAGAUCGACAUCCCGCGUGUGGUGGACUUCGAGCAGGCUGGGCCCAGGGGCGGCUUGCCAGCGGGCCUUGGAGCAGCGAAGGGCCAUCCGGUGUACCGCUUCACGGAGAAGCCGAAGGGCACGGCGCUCCAGGCCUGGUUCGACGCGGCGGAGGCCCAGGCCGCGGAGCUCCGCGACGAGCGGGGGCUGACCCGGGCGGGCGACGAGCCGGAACCUGCGGGCGAGCCGGCGCCGCCCUUGCCCGACCGCGCCGCGCCUCCUGGCGGCGAGCGCGAUGAUUGGUGCUGUGUGGUCGCCGAGUGCGACGCGAAGCUGGGCAAGGUCUACUCGUUGCCCGACUCGUUGGAGACGCCCUCCGAGGAUUUCGCGGCGCUCGGCAGGUACGGGCUCUACGACCUGGGCCGGCGCGGCAGCUCGGCGGUCAUGGUCAGGCUGGCGCCGGGCGAGACCGCGAGCGAGGCGCAGCGGGCUUUCGCGGCGGAGCAGGCGCCCGCCGCGCUUGUGGGGGGGGCCCUCACUCCGCCCGCGCCGCCGGAGGAUGCGCGCGCGCUGGCGAUCAGGCGCGACGCGGCCGGCCGCCGGUUUCGCGACUUUAAGAGCGUGGCGGAGGCGGCCGAUAAUAUUGAGUUCGAGGAUUGGGUGUUGUCCGGGCCCCGCGCCGCGCUGCACGUGGUCACGGAGAUUGCCAAGCAGAGCGGGGGCCCGGUCCAGCGCCGCGCGACUUGGAAGCAUGAGAACAAGCCGAACGACGAGGAGCACAGCGUGGUCGCCAACGAGAUGCUUUCGGACAUUUUAGAGCUGGCCUGCACUUACGACCAGAUGGACGUGUCGAGCCUUGCGAGCAUGGGGGCGCUGGCGAGGCACAUGCAGUUCAUUGAGCACAAGAUUGAGAAGGAGAAGGAGACGGUCAAGGAUUUCGAUCCCCGGGACUACUACCUCGGGCGCACGAGGAGGACGGGCGGCGCCAUCGUGAGUCCCGAGUUGCUGAAGUGGGUGGCGGAGUCUGCUGCGAGGGACUUGGACAUCUUGGAGGAGGAGCGCAAGGCGGCGGAGCGCGGGGCGCGCGGUCCUGGCCGCGACCGCUCCGCCCAGAGGAUAGGCCGCAGGUCUGCGGUUGGCCGCCGCGUGAACGACUGCAUCGCCGCCCUGAACAACCUGCGCGGGGAGGGCGACUUUUGCUCGAGGGCCCGGCCUUCGGAGGCACAGUUUUCCGCUGUUGACAUGCUCUGGCAGGUCGUGUCUGAGGACAAACCGCCGGGCGACGCCGCCAGCCCCGAGGCAGCCCUUGUGGAGUUGCUCGGCUCGGGCAGUUUGGGCUAUGGCCCCGACGGCCCCGCCGUGGUUGCGCCGUAUGAUCGCGGCCUGGUUUCGCGGCCUGAGUCGGCGGGCCGCGUGGGCUUGGAGCCGGACCGCCAGGGGGUGAUUGACGGUGAGAAUUCGCUGAUGCUUCGCGCUGAUGAGGCCCGCCCUGGCGCCUUCAAGGUGUGCUGGGAUAAGACCUUACAAUCCAACAGAGAUGAGUGCGUGCAGUUCGUGGAGGACCUGCUGGGCUGUGGCGUGGUGGAGCUGCGCACUCAUCUUGAUUUUGAAGUGGGAGUUUUCUUCGUCAGGAAGAAGUCGGGCCGGCUGAGGAUCAUAGUUGACGCUCGGGCCGUGAACCAGGCCCUGAGGCGUCCGCCAACGAUCCAUAUGGCGUCGACUGCGGCGGUUGUGGGCAUGGAGGUCGAGGGCGGCGCCCAGGUGGAAUUCUCGAUCCAGGACAUUGCGGACUGCUUCUAUCAGUUCAGGGUGCCAGACUAUAUGCUGGGCGUGAAGGAGGUGGGCGGCCAUGCGCUCGCAGACGGGGCGUGGGUUUACCCUUGCCUGAGGGUGCUUUCCAUGGGCUUCUCGUGGGCCACGAGGUGGGCGCAGCAGGCCCACCGGGAGCUGCUCCAUCGUGGAGGCCUCGGUGGCACCGAGGGCGAACUUGUCGACCGGCAGAUCGCGCCCAGCGUGGACUCGCUCCAGGUUCCUCGGAUCGUGUACGUGGACAACGAGAUCUGCGUUUCCUCGCGCGCUGGCGCCGCCAAAGGUGCGCGCGGGCAAGCUGCCGCGGUUGCGUCCGAGGUCGGCAUGCCGCUGCGCGAGGUCGAGGAGAGCGCGGCGAUCGUGGAGGCGCUGGGCCUGGAGCUGGGUGGCAUCAAGCUGCGGGCCCGGCUGGCGCGUGCGAAGCGCUGGCGGCUGGCAGUGAUCGGCCACUUCACGCACGCCAUGCUGCUGAACCGCCCGGCCCUCUGCGUCAUGCGCUCGGCCUACGACUUCGCGAGAAAGCGCUGCCGGGCGCCCGUGCCGUUCUGGCCGUCUGUGCGGCAGGAGCUCGCCGACGCGCUCCACCUGCUGCCGCUGCUCACCGUGCACUUCGACGUGCCGUCGCCCGAGCGG